GUUACUUACCCUAAACAACAUAUGCCGAAAAAAAAUAACAACAAAAUUUUGAGAUUAGUUUAAUUAAAAAAUCAAGUAAAAAUGGCAGAAGAAGAGCAACUUCCAAUUGCAGUCAAAGAACCUCUCGAUUUAAUACGAUUAAGUUUGGACGAGAAAAUCUAUGUAAAGCUGAGAAAUGAACGGGAACUACGAGGUGUUUUGCAUGCAUUCGAUCAGCAUUUAAAUAUGGUCCUUUCUGAAGCUGAAGAGACAAUUACACAAAUUGAAAUUGACGAGGAGACAUAUGAGGAAGUGUAUAAAACAACAAAGAGAACUAUACCUUUCCUGUUCAUUCGAGGCGAUGGAGUCAUUUUAGUCAACACAUCCAGAAACUUUCAUUAAACUCAUUUUGAUGAAAUUCCUUGUCCUAUUAUUAAGAUACUGAAUACUUUUCAUCGUAAUAAAAAUCACUGUUUUAAGGAACACU
This is a messenger RNA of Chironomus riparius, 466 nucleotides long. Lineage: Eukaryota; Metazoa; Arthropoda; Insecta; Diptera; Chironomidae. The record is from the annotation of a GenBank genome assembly.